AAUAAUUCCCAUUUGUGAAAGCAGCAGAGUGUGGACGAUUUUCUGGCAGGUUUAGGGAGAGUGCAGUAACACAGGCACGCCCGUACCUGUGUCGCUCUUUCCCGUCUGUGGUCUGGUUUCUCCAUGUUUCUCUUUUCCUUGAACUCUCCCUGUCCCGAUUUUCAGAGAGGCCUGUGAAGUUUUAGUGUAAGGGGAAAUCCGUAAAGACAGGUCAGAAGCAGAUGCGUACAGAGAAGCGUAACACUGGCACCAUCACAGAGUGAUUUUGCCGUAGUGUGCUUUCAUUGUUUGUGGGUCGGGCCCUUCCUGAGCAAGGGGUAGUCUUUUCGAUAGAGUAACCCUUCUAGCUAAUCUGUGAACUUAUCUAGUUACCUCUUGAAUCCACCUAAACUUUCAGCAUCUACGUCAUCCUGUGGCAAGGAGUUCCCCUGGCUAACGGCAUGAUAGCUCGACAUGAACUUCAGUGAUCGAGAUCAUAUAAAAAGUAAACAGAACAGUAUUUUUUCUUCGGAGAGCUGGCUUCAGGAUUCUGAGUUUCUCCUGCCUUGCUGUCUUACCUGCGGCCUUUUCCUAAGACAGGACAUGGAGCUGUGGGUCCUUUCUUCCCUUUAGGUGCUAAUGAAGUUACUUCACCAGAGGAAAUGCAGAUCCAUGAAAUUCCGUUUUGUGCAAGUUGUCGUUAACUCUGUUGGCAAUGUCUAUGAUUUUAUCUGCCUCUGUGGUCCGUGUGAGGGAUGGACUCCCGCUGUCUGCAUCUACUGAUUAUGAUCAAAGCACAGGAGUGCAAGAAUGUAGGAAAUAUUUUAAAAUGCUCUCAAAGAAACUUUCUCAGCUUCCUGAUAGAUGCACUCUGAAAACUGGGCAGUAUAAUAUAAACUUUAUCAGUUCUCUGGGAGUGAGCUAUAUGAUGUUGUGCACUGAAAAUUAUCCUAGUGUCCUGGCUUUCUGCUUCCUGGAUGAACUUCAGAAAGAGUUCAUCACUACCUACAAUAUGAUGAAGACAAAUACUGCUAUCAGACCGUACUGUUUUAUAGAGUUUGAUAAUUUCAUUCAGAGGACCAAACAGAGAUACAACAACACACGUUCUUUGUCAACAAAGAUGAAUCUUGCUGACAUGCAGACAGAAAUCAAACUGAGGCCACCUUAUCAAAUUUCCAUGUCGGAACUGGGUUCAGCUAAUGGAUUUGCACAUUUGUCUGCUACGGAUUAUAAGGGUACUGGUAAGAUAUCUGCUGAACGAAGGGGAAGAUUUCAGUUACGUUAUUGCAUUUUUUCUUGGAACAGCAGCCUGUUUGUACCAGUUUCUAGUCUUCUGAAGAAGAAAAUGAGCAAGAGUAACAGCUGUCUUCGUUGUACCCACAGUGCAAAGAAGUGUCAGGAACUGAACCGUCAGUUGUUUCUUAGCAUUUGUUUAAAAAAAAGAAAAAAGAAAAGACCAAAGACCUCAGGAAUUUCAUUACAGCACUGGUUAGAGGAACAUGUUAGAACACAGUGUCUUGGCCUUCUGACUGCUGCUGUUUUUUUGUUACCUAUUUGUGUAUUACACAGGCUGGAGGAAUGUCAAAUCCUUCCUGACUUUUGGGUUAAUUUGCCUGUGUAACAUGUAUCUGUAUGAACUGCGCAAUCUGUGGCAACUCUUCUUUCAUGUGACUGUGGGAGCAUUUUCUACGUUACAAAUACGACUGAGACAACCACAGGGGAAGUCCCCAGAUUACAAUGUCUGACAAGUCCUGGAACAUUUCAAGGCGAUCUUGUUCCAGCAGUUAUUCACUCUCAGGAAUGUAAAGCUGUUCUCCAAAAGAAGAAGCUAGAUGGGACUUUUUAUUUGUUUUGUUCUUUGUGUUCUUUUUUUUUUUUCCGGUAAAUCAGUGUAAGAUGCCUAAGAUGCCUGUGGACAUUUUUCAGUCGAUGGUUAAACUUGUUUUUAAAGGAGACCUGAAGACACAAAAGAAUACUGGACUAGAAGAGGAAAAUGGGUCGUAUCCAUCCAGUGAAAUGUAUGGGGGGCACCAGGUUUGGAGAAUUUGGCAGAUGACAUGAAAAAGCUUCGUCAAAAGUAUGUUAAUGGAAGGAAUGUAUUGGAGUGUGUCCUGCAUAUCAUGCAAGCUCUUUACUUACAAAAUCAGUUUUGCCUUUGUGAGGCAGUAGGGGAAUAGGCUAAAUUUGAGAAGAAGAAAAAAAAAAAAAAAAAAGAAGCUAUUGCAUAUUAGUAGACUAUAGCUGGAAUGUGUAAGAGGCUAUGUUUUGGAACACUUUGUUUCUCAUUGACACAUACGUGAAAGGUUUCCUAAUUAAAAUGUAACCUGGAAAUGCUCUAGUUUCUGGGGAUCAGCUUUUAGACACUAGUGGCCCUCUGUCUAGUGCUGUAAAUACUUGCACAUUUUUUUUCAUUUGUUUAAUUUGCUCUUAAUUACCUUUUGAAAGUGAUCUCUGUGGGCAUGGUUUAUUUUUAGUAAUUAUCCAGCAAAAUUCUGCCACUUAACCCACCAUUUUUGCGCUCUUCUCUGUUUGAACUCAAGAAAGAUUGAAAAGAAAUGGUCUGGUGAGUAGAUGGAGUGACUUUGAUUUCUUGGCUCCUCUUCUUCUUCUUAUUUUUGAAAUAGAUAAAUAAGCAACUGGUGACAGGCAAGUAAUAAAUCAGUCUAAUUAGCUUAAACAAGAAAAGAACAGGAAUUUUGUUUCUUCUGCUGGCUUUGUUUGAUUGUGCUGGAAUAGAGCUUCCUUGGUCUGGACUGGUGUUUGAGAGAACCAUUGUAUAUUCCAGAAGUUUGUGAAUUAACCAGCAAACAACAGAUACUUAGAAAACAGAAUUGCAACCAUGUGGUGAUGUGGUACCAUCCUCAGUUACAUCAUUGUUGAAUUUUGUUUUGUUUUUUACAAUUACACUUCAGUUAUUUAUGAUGUUUCAUAAUGUACAAAUAGACAGAUAAAGAUAGAUGUUGUAUAUGGCCUGGAGUAAUGUAAGGGUUCAGGGAAGUGCUUAAAGAAAAAAAAAAACUUUAACAGCAGAGAGGUUGCCAUGCUGCUUGUGUUGCUGGAUUUGGGGAUUGGCAGGGCUUUGCUACAGCUACAGCUACCGUGAAGUGUUGCUUCUGACAAAUUUCUGAGGGCACUAUCCACCAAAAGUUACGUGUUUCAGCAAGCUGGAGUCAGAUUACGACAGAGAAGAAGCUGGAUACUUAUUUUCUUUUUAAGAGUGGUCAAGAAAAUCUAGGUAUCUUAAGAUGAAGAAGAAUUAGAGAAUGAAAUUGCAGUCUUAAGUGAGCAGCAGUGAUACUUAUUGUAUUAUUCAUAAUGUCUGUUUCUCAGACUGAUACGUGAGACUAACACCAUGAAGAUACCUUGAUGUGCAGCAUCCCACACUGGUGUUGCAGGGGAUGUGCUUUGCGGGCAAGCCUCUCUCUCCCCUGCUUUGAGCCAGAAAAGUAGAGUGCAUUCCUGAGCCCAAUCUGCUUUUGUUUUGGGAACCAGGAAGAUGAGGAAGAGAUAAGGAGGAGGGUAAGCGUACAAGAAUUUUAGGGGAUGUUUAACAAUGAAUAUUUAAAAAAACCCAGAAGAACAGAAAACACAAUCUGUGUUUAGCACUUAAAAGUUUGCUUGUAUUAGCUUUUAUGCAGCUUUCUGAAGUCUGGACACAUGAAGUUGUAAAAAGCGAUCCUUUACCAUUUUAAGUCAAGGAUUGAAAGAUAUGGGUAUUUAUGUUUAGAUAUAAAACCAGGUUUAAUCUUGCUUAUAAAAUCUACAGGGGUCUUUCUACCUAUCUCUUUACUUCACCUCAGUGGAUAGGCAGGGCAACUGUUAGGAAUGCCCCAAGUACCACUGUGACUUCUGCUACCGUGCACGGGGAGACUUUCCUGUUGCAUCCUCUCUUGGGCAUGUCUGACAGCAGGUAAUCAUGUUUAUUUUCUCUGAGACUUCCUGCUGUUUCUAAAGAUGCAUUUUUAAGGAAUGAAAAUUUCCUUUGCCAUAACAUCUGGAGCCAUUAUUCCAUUACAGUUAUAUUGGUGUUUAAUUAACUGCUGAUUAACAGAUAUAAUGAACAAAUACAACUGUCAGAGGACAGCUAUUUUUUGUUUUCUUGUUUUUACAGCACUGAUAAAAAUCCCAGUUCACAGGGAAAAGUUAAUAUUUGGUCCCUAAACAUGACUGUUCUUCAUCACCUGAUAGUACUGUGUGCUUAAAAAAAAUGACUUUUGUGUGUAUGACUUUAGUAUGACUGUAAUAUCUGAACUUGGAGGAGAUUUUUUGUAAGAUUAGAAACAUGCAAUGCUUAUGGCCAGGUUGGAGGUGCAAGUUUUCUGUAAAAAUUGCCAAGAUUUCACAAUUGCUUGCACAAAGCCAGUAUUAAGAAAAACAGUUGGUGCUUCCUGGCUGAUUUCACCAGAUUCCUGAGUAUAUACAGAUACUUAACAAAAAUGAAUUUCUGCAUCCAUCUACUCUCUUGAGCAACAUGCUUUAUUUUAAUUUGAAUUGGACAAGGCCAUUUCCAGUGCCUAAUGUAUUCUGUAGGAGUUAGCGGAAGUGGAACCCCCUCAAUGCUGUAUUUACUAAGUAAGCCCUCUUUGCAGUUGGAAUGAAUACAUCCAACACCCAAAAUAUCAUAGUUUUCUUUGAAGAAAAUAUGACUAUUUACAUUCACUUUCAAUAUGGAAUCGCCAAACAUUUGACUGACUUUCACGAGGUCUGCAGUGUUGCUUGAGGUUUGAUUAUCUCAAGCAGAGGUAAUCAAACCAGAUUUGAUUAAUCCCCAACUAAUCAGAGUCCCCAACUUCAGCUUCUAGACAUUAAAUGCGUAACUUCCUUGUGUAGUCCUUUUUAAUGUCUGACCUUUUUGACAGGAGUCUGUUGUCUUAUUUUGAAUAUCCAGGCUGAAACCUGGGGAUAAGAAUUUUUCAUUUGCAGAUGGUCAGAUUUUGCUAGGAAGUAAUGUUUUUUUGUUUUUUUUUUUUUUAUGUGUGCUACUUGGACUGAUUUUUAGCUAUAGCAAAGCUGGUAUAGACCUAGAAGGUGAUGGAAAAUGCAGUUUCCUUUGCAGACAUCGUGUUUAUUCAACAUUCACUAUGGAUUUUUUAAUAUAAUAGUGGUCUUUUUAUCAAAGGAAUGAGGAACAUCUGUUUAGGCGUAUUACCUUUCAGUUCCCCAUUUCCACUGCAGGUAUUGUUUGAAUAUGUUUUUUGCUUUCAUGUUUUUUAUUGAACAUAGAAGCCCAUUAGUGCUUGCAAACAUUAAAUGUAUGCACUUUGGAAUUAGCUUUUUGUCAGAAUAAGUACUGUUCCGGAUAUAUGUGUUACCACAGCUUUCUGGAUGCUGUUAAUAUAAAGGGAUGUGUUACAGAAGGGUGUUUUUGUCCUGAUUGGGGUAACUGAUGAGACGGGUUGCAGUAGAGAGUCUGCUUCAGUGGGAGCUGCAGACCUGUGCUGACGAGAGCCCAGCUGAUUGACUGCUCAGCGGGGCUCUGAGUAAGUUUGGAGCAUCUAUGUACGUGUGCAGUUGCAAUUACAGCUGGUCACCUAUUCCAGAUACCUGUUUGGUAAGGCUGAACAACUUAAUGGCAUCUGUGCUGGUUUUCUUUACUUGUGAAAUUGUAGUUUAUCAUCAGUUUUAUUGAUCAAGUUCUUUUUUAGUGACCUUCUCGGAGCAUUUUUAUCAGUUAAUUAAACUCUCUGUAUGCUAUCGUGGCUA
Messenger RNA from Struthio camelus australis, 5682 nucleotides. Lineage: Eukaryota; Metazoa; Chordata; Aves; Struthioniformes; Struthionidae. The record is from RefSeq and is a predicted model, not a curated record.